Molecule: messenger RNA, 2034 nt
Organism: Triticum aestivum (bread wheat)
Lineage: Eukaryota; Viridiplantae; Streptophyta; Magnoliopsida; Poales; Poaceae
Product: actin-histidine N-methyltransferase
Exons: 16
Coding region: 82-1776 (564 amino acids)
Biological process (GO): peptidyl-lysine monomethylation
Molecular function (GO): protein-lysine N-methyltransferase activity
Source: RefSeq, a predicted model, not a curated record
UCCUUUUGCUUGAAAGAAGUUCAGACGACAACCCCCAAGUUGGAACUUGCUCUGCCUCGCUCGCGCAUUUCGUCGAACACCAUGUCGUCGUCCGACGCCGCCGCCGCCGCCCCGCCCGACGACGACGCCAAGCUCCAGUGCUUCCUGCAAUGGCUCCAGGCCAACGGCGCCGACCUCCGCGGUUGCACGAUCCGCGCCUGCGGCCGCAAGGGCUUCGGCGUCUACGCCACCGCCCCCGACGCAGCCGCCGCCGACGGGGUGGUGAUGGCGGUGCCGCUGGACCUCGCCGUCACCCCGAUGCGGGUGCUACAGGACCCGCUCGUUGGCCCGCGGUGCCGCGCGCUCUUCGAGGACGGCGGCGUCGACGACCGCCUCCUCGUCAUGCUCUUCCUCAUGGCCGAGCGCCUCCGCCCCACCUCCCUCUGGAAGCCGUACUUGGAUGUGCUCCCGAGCACCUUCGGGAGCUCCGUGUGGUUCGACGACGAGGAGCUCGCCGAGGUGGAAGGGACGACGCUGCACCGUGCGACCGUCAUGCAGAAAAAGUCACUACAAGCAUUGUUCAAUGAUAAGGUGAAAGCUCUGGUCGAGGAGCUUCUACAUAUCGAUGAAGCAGGAAGCUCAAUUGAAGUGCGGUUUGAGGACUUCCUUUGGGCAAACUCGAUUUUCUGGACUCGAGCGCUCAACAUCCCAUUGCCUCAUUCAUACGUUUUUCCGGGCUCACUUGAUGGACAGCAGAUCAGAACUGGGGAAGUUUUGGGUGAUUCUGAUCUCACCACCCAACAGGAAACUGACACUACAACAAAGAAUAGUAGCUGCGACGAGAAUUCUGAAUCUCAUAAUAUGGAGUCAAUAUGGGUCGAGGGCCUCGUGCCAGGAAUCGAUUUCUGUAACCAUAAUGUAAAGGCUCUGGCGACAUGGGAAGUUGAUUCGGAGGGAAAUUUAACAGGAAUUCCUGCUUCAAUGUACCUCAUACUUGCGCAAGCUGGUAAAAGCUCUGUUGAGACUGGGACAGAGAUCUACAUAAAUUAUGGCAACAAAGGAAAUGAGGAACUGCUAUACCUAUAUGGAUUUGUGGUUGACAACAAUCCAGAUGAUUAUCUCAUGGUUCAUUAUCCAGUAGAAGCUCUUAGACAGCUUCAGUCUGCUGACAUUAAAAUGAAGCUAAUUGAGAUGCAGAAGGCUGAAUUGAGAUGUCUUCUACCUACAAGUUUGCUUGAUAGGGGAUUUUUCGGAACCAGUACCAGUUCUGGUGAAGAUGAUGAUAACAAGAAAAAGCAUUUUUCUAGUUACAGUUGGAGUGGUCAACGCAAAGUUCCAUCAUAUCUCCAAAAAAAUGUUUUCCCUCAAGAAUUUUUAAGUACUCUUCGCACAAUUGCCAUGCAAGAACAUGAACUUGAACAGGUUGCUUCCCUGCUUGGAGAGGUUGGGUCUAGUGAGGAUGGAGAACCAUCUGAUGCAGAGAUCAAAAGCGCUAUAUGGGAGGUGUGCGGUGAUAAUGGAGCGCUAGGAUUGCUUGUGGAUCUUCUUAGGGUGAAAAUGGCUGAACUUGAAGAAGGCACUGGAACAGAAGCAUCUGACAGUCAACUGCUGGAGAAAUUUGAUUCCAAUGAUCCAGACGACUCCUCGAGUGCAACCGUCGAGAGCAUCGAAGCGACGAAGUCAAGAGUGAACAGAAGGUCGUGUAUAGUGUACCGUAGAGGGCAGAAGCAGCUGACGAGGAUGUUCCUCAGGGAGGCGGAACGUCUUCUGGAGCUGUCCGCGGAGGAGCAGAUAUAGAGACUUUGCUUACCUGGUACAACAUGUGUUGGUAGCGACACAUCUCUAACAAGACUUGUGUUGAUCCGCUUUGGAGAAAUAUAUUUGCUCCACCCAAACUUUGGACAAAUAUUGUCAUCCUUGUAUUGGGUUUUUUCAGACUUAAAAAUAGGAUCACACUCACACAAGGAAAGUGUGCACUAAAUACAAUCAGUAUGCCAAUAUAUACAUAGAACGCGACAGCUGCCCAUCAAGCUCACUUUAUUUAGUCUGAUAAUA